AUGAUAACACAAGGAUGGGAUACGCUUUACUGUCGUAGUGGUCAAUCGCAUAUCCCGGAAACUCGAAUUCCCUCUUUAUGUCCGUCAUCCAGCGUCUCUUGCGGUUAUUUCGAAUUUGAAAAAAUAUUAUUACCGGGAAAUAAAGAAGAAUCGUUAGGGAUCUAUGAAUGUAUCGAUUCCAGCAUUCUUAUGCCUGAUAAUGAUGAUAAUGAUGAGAUAAAGCAGUUACUAUUUUCGAAAUAUUGCGAUGACCAGGCACGUUGUCGAGAGAUAAUGCUUUCUUCACUCAAUCCCGAAUUUGUUAAAUAUUUAAUUAGACGAGGUGACGAUAGAUAUCUAAACACAAGGGUUGACGAUAAUUUACAACGACUAUUAAUGACAAAGCGAAUCAAAUUUUGUUGCGCCAUAAAUGAUCAUCUUCUCCAAAAAAUUAUACAAUUUGAUGAUUAUGUUCUUCCUACAUUAGCACCUCCCGAACCAGUCAUCUGCAACAAUGUUCGUUGUCGAGGUGCACCAAUUGGAUGUCUCAGUUAUUCAAUUGAAAAAUACAACCGAACACAACAAUCGGAAGAAGAAGAUGUCGUAUUUGUACAACCUGUGCAUAUUAAUUACGAGGAUUAUACAAUGGUUUCAUCACAUUCUCUAAACAACAAGUAUAUGAUGAAGUAUACUACUGAAUAUCAUUGUGUUUAUCGACAUUUCAAUGAUGAAAUGUAUCGAUACUGUUUGCUGAUACAUGAUCAGUUGUCCAAUAAUAAUCAUUGCUUCUAUGGUGAUGGUUAUCAGAUAUGCUGUUGUUUCCUUCACAGAGGAGCUCGAACUUGUGAUCCGUUAUCAGCAGAAACGAUAAUGAGGAUAUCUGCAGAAGUUCCUGAAAUUGUCCCUAAUAGAUCAACAGUAUCUCUGCAUACUUAUAAUGCAGAUGUUAAGAUUAAACUUCGUACUAGGUUUUCUAUAUUUUUCGGAAAUUAG
Messenger RNA from Loa loa (African eye worm), 972 nucleotides. RefSeq lists its product as hypothetical. NCBI's taxonomy places the organism in Eukaryota, Metazoa, Nematoda, Chromadorea, Rhabditida, Onchocercidae. The transcript has 6 exons. The record is from RefSeq and is a predicted model, not a curated record. The coding region runs from base 1 to 972 and encodes 323 amino acids.